Molecule: messenger RNA, 1770 nt
Organism: Cylindrotheca closterium
Lineage: Eukaryota; Bacillariophyta; Bacillariophyceae; Bacillariales; Bacillariaceae
Source: the annotation of a GenBank genome assembly
AUGACUUCUUGUCACUUCUUUGGUAAUGAAGGAGAAGCUAUUCCAGAAGACGUGGAAGAAUUAGUUAUUCAUCCCCUGGUUCAAGCGAUUCCAGAUGAAGCUUGUCGCGGUAGGUUUGAACGGCUGACACGAGUCAACUUCAAUCAUGGAGGGUCCGCCGCUCUAAGAACAAUCGGAAAAUUUGCCUUUUUGAAAUGUGUAAGCUUGUUGGAAAUUGAAAUCCCUCCGUCCGUGACGACUAUUGGAGAAGGGGCCUUUAUGAGUUGCCAAUCAUUAACAGUAGUUCGUUUUGUCAAAGAUGGUUCUUCAUCAUCAUCAUCAUCAUCAUCAUCAUCAUCAUCCUUGACCACAAUUGGAGAGAAGGCCUUUGCCAAUUGCAGAUCUUUGACUGAUGAUAUCAGCAUUCCAUCCGGCGUGGAGACCAUUCGAGAGCAUGCGUUUGCUUGGUGUCCAUGCUUGGCGAGGGUGUUCUUCCACGAGGGACUGAAAAUAAUCGAUAGUGGUGCUUUUAACGAGUGUGUCAAAUUGGAAAAAGUGAACAUUCCGAGAUCUCUUGAGAUGUUGGGCAGCUAUGCCUUUCGUGGUUGUACAUCGGUACAGGAAGUGAACAUUCAGGAAGGAAACUUGAGGGAAAUUAGAUCACAGACCUUUGAGGAAUGUGUCAAAUUGGAAGCAAUCACCAUAUCUUCCACUGUUGAACGCGUUGGAUCAAACGCAUUCAGGGACUGCCACUCUUUGAGGGUAGUAAAGUUUCACAACGGUCUGCGAUCUGUAGAAGACGGUGCCUUUUACUUGUGCACGAAUCUGCAAUCAGUUGCACUACCGGGGUCGGUAGAAUCAAUCGGCAGGAUGGCUUUCGAAGGAUGUCCCAAGUUGGUGUCCAUAGAAUUGGGGGAUGGUCCAAGAGACAUGAAGAUAUACGGCCUUGCCUUUUCGGAAUGCGUCUCCUUGGCAAAUAUUUGUCUUCCUUCUGCAUCGACAACAACCAAAACCACUACGAACGAAAGUUCGCAUAGCAACAGCUUUAGCCACUGCACGGAGCUGCAAAAUCAAUACGGUGACAGCAUCCCGCUUGCCCUGACGCGUCGAUUUGAGAACUUUCCGAUACACAAGAAAGUUUACCACGCCUCUGUAACAACCCCAGUUGAGCUCUCCCGGGAGAUUGAGUCAUCCGUCCAAUCUUCUGAAGGCAAUAUCCAUAAGGAUCGUUUGGUUGAUCCUUUUGGCAUGACGCCAUUUCACAUUCUGUUAUCGGCUGCAAACUGCAGACUUGAUCUUUUGCAAAUCCUACUAGAUUCCUAUUCACCGCGCGUCCUUGGAUGGAAAGACUACGUGAACGAAAAGACUGCCAUUGAAUACUUGAUCCAACAAAGUGAUCAUCUAACUACUGACAACUCUCGACUCAUACUGCAAGUGGCUCUUGAAGGAUGGUUGAUACGCUCAAUAGCUAGCUGGAAUGGACUGGAAGCUUGGAAAGCAGACAUGUCGAAUAGGGUGAAUGUUAUUGUUGCUGAAGACGGAGCGAAUCAGAGACAAUCCUUGCUUCAAGAAGCAUCAAUGGCUUUGUCACGGUACGAGCGGAUGGAGGCUACAACUUUGCUAGAGUUGUCUUUGUGGAAAAUGGAGUUGAAUUCGGCGGAUGCUCAAACACCAGCGGAGAAUGAAGCAAGAAGAGCGACAGUCAAAAAGGAAGCAUACCAUAUUCGAAGCGGUGCUUCUGUUGUCAUUCCGAAUGUGAUUGCAAUUCUAUACUGUGAUCUGCUAUUAUAG